Messenger RNA from Branchiostoma floridae (Florida lancelet), 3439 nucleotides. RefSeq names its product androgen-induced gene 1 protein-like. Bases 231 to 968 code for a protein of 245 amino acids. Gene Ontology annotation, cellular component: endomembrane system; membrane. The transcript has 6 exons. Lineage: Eukaryota; Metazoa; Chordata; Leptocardii; Amphioxiformes; Branchiostomatidae. The record is from RefSeq and is a predicted model, not a curated record.
UUGUACAGUUUAAUAAUAUAGUAAUAUAGUCAGAAACUUAUUUUUCAAACAAACAAAACUUCAAUACGCACGUGGAUACCAUCCAUAUAAUCAAAUCAAUAUGGCCCAACGAGGAAUAACGAAUAAACAGUCAACUAACCUUUGGUCAACUUGCCGCAUGGGCAUGCAAAUAUCACAUGGCCCUAUAACCAAACAACUUCGGAAGACCUUCAAAUGCAUGGUCGUGCACGAUGGCGUCCGCUAAAGUAGUGCACCAUCUAGUCGUUUUUAUAGUGUUGUUUACGGCGAAUUAUCAUGACUUUGUUGAGGGUUUUUCCAGUAAUCUUUCGUUUAAGUCUGGUGGAGGAGAAAGGAAGGGUGCAUCCUACGCCGGGCAAUGGAAAUACCUCUCCAUUCUUGUCUCGGUAGCGCAGACGGUUUUCUUCGGGAGCUGUGUACUAAGCGACCUACUCGAAGCCAUCCUUGGUAGAAAACCCAAUGUGCUGAAGGCGAUUCAAGACUACCUCUUUGGCGUGCUGCUGUUCCCGAUGGCUAUGAUGGUUCAGUGCCUGUUCUGGGCCCUUUAUGCCGUGGACCGGGAGCUGGUCUAUCCGAGCGCACUGGAUGCCGUCAUUCCCAAAUGGUUAAACCACGUCUGGCACACCGCCGUGGUGCCUGUAUUGCUGCUUGAAAUGUACCUCGUGCGUCGCAACUAUCAGGCGCGUUCCAUAGCACUGCCUGGGACAGUCUUCUUCGGAGCUGCUUACCUCAUAUGGAUCCGGAUCGUGGCUCACUAUGGGGGUUUCUGGGUCUACCCGUUCCUGGAAGUUAUGGGUCCAAUAGAAACCACCAUCUUCAACAUGGCUGCCGUAGGGAUGCUUUGCGUGUUCUACCUCAUUGGUGAAUAUGUCAACACAAAACUAUGGGGUCGAGAUACGUUCGAAGUUUCGUCAACAAAAAGUCGUAAGAAGAGCAACAAAAGUGCCUAAAACAUGGAUACAAGAUGCACUGCGAGAAGCAUUUUCAAUCUGUGAAGAUUUGUGUGUCAUAGUUCCAACGUAGGUCGUAAUUGUCAAAAUGUGAAAUUGAGAACGGAUUGAAUGUUCAAAUGACAUUAAUGGUGUCUUUCAGAUUCCGAUUCAGCUUUAUUGGUUCUUGGCAUGGCAAAUGACAUUAUAAAUGCCACAUCAAAUGUGCCAAAGAAUUACAUUCCAUAAAAUCCUAAAAGUUGUUACAAUUCACAAACAUACAUAAUCACAUUUUGUAAAAAACCUAGACACUGGAUUGAAUAUAGCAGAGAUGGAGAGACAAAGUGGACAUAACUAUGUCAGCAAACAAUAACGUAGAAUUUACAAGAAAAAAGUAAUUAACUGCAUGUUAUUCUGUACAGACGCAGUACUAGUGACCUAUCGCCACAGAAUCGCCAUCUUGAAAGAGCAAUAAAACAAAGGAGAGUUCAUGUCUCUUGGUCUUACUCUUUGUUAGUGCCCGGUAGCGUCCUUCGCGACGGAGGCUAUAACCAUUCUUUCGUUAUUAUUUCUUAGUAUUCAGUAUUUCAUAUUCGUCUAGUAUAAUUGUAAAAGUAUACAACCAAAACAUGUGUAAGAAGACUACAAGAAUAUGACUUUUUGAUUUUACAGUUGUUCCUGUUUUUAAAGUUGUCUGGAACUUUAAUCAUAAUGCUUCUUUUACACUACAAACGAAAUAACAUCCAAUGAAUUACAAAUACCUACAUGUAUUUAUCUUGUUGUUGUUGACUAUUGAUUGUCAUUCGAAACAUAUUGUGACAUAUUGUGCGUUAAUUCUUACUACAAUGCAAGAUUCAAACAUCGUAUUCCUCAGCAAUAAAUUUCAUCUACAUUGAUAUUCUUAUUAUGUUGUGAUCGAUUAAUUUCAAGCUCACAUUAUUGAGAAUACACAAUGUGUGUGUCAGUCUACUACACGGCUAUAUAUAGUGAUACUCGUCAAGUCGCUAUUUUACGGUUUCUUUUCUGCAUGCCUAUGGAUGUAUAUGUUUAUUUAUACCCCUAGGGCCCUAUCACUUUCUGGUGUACUACUCCUAUGUCGAAGAACCGCAGAGAAAUUUGACUGGCCAUACUGCCAAUAAGUCUAUACAUGCAAAAACUCGCGGCAACACACAUGAAAAUAAGCACAACACACAAAAUAACCAUCAAAGGAAGGAGGAAGGCAACAGUGUCCAUGUUUAUGAUACUUGGAGCAGGAGUGACGGUUUUAUAUUUCCAGUCGUCAACACUUCGAACUUGUCGGCCAUGUUUCUUUCUCUUGAGGACAAGUUUUGAAUCCGAUGUCGUGUAUAACUGUUUGGGCUGAUCUACAUCUAAUUCUGAUGGACUCUCGCGAUAUAUCCCAACUCUCGAGUGACCAUGAGGAGUCCCAACUCUCGCGUGAUCUUGAGGAGUCCCAACUCUCGCAAGAUCUUGAGAAACAGCAUGUCGUGCCUUGACCCAUAGUUUUGGGUUUAGACGUGCUGCAAGGCUGUUUUGAUAUGGUGUUGUUUGAACAACAGUCUGCUUUUCAAGCUGUGCAAGUUUGCUGUCUACCUGGUCAUCUGCUGAAUUUCUGGGAUCGUUGCCAGCAUUUUCAAAGUCUAUCUGUAUACCUUUCAAGCUUUUGGAAGGCUUGAGGCGCAGCAGUAUAGAAUCUUGCAUGGCAUAAAUUCUUAUAAAGAGUAGUCCUGUCUGGUUGCUAUUUUCGCUAGCUGUGCUUUUCCAUGGUUUGUCCACAAGAGGAAUGCCGAGUGUCGUCAUUUCCGCCUCCGCCGUUGCAGAGUUCAAGAGAAAAAUCAACGUCAACAAAUAUAGGCCCAACUGAGUGAACUUUUGCAUGUCGUAGUGAAUUCAGCACGUCAACGUGGUCCUUGGAAAGGCACACGUCGUUGUCAGAUAAGCCUACAAGCAGAAGAAUACAUUUUGUGUUGAUUUCAGUACCCCCAUUGCAUUAAUGUCACAAAUGUCUAUAUGUAUGAUACUCAGGUAUAACGGCAGUCAAUCCAGGUCAAAACGGAUUCAUUUAAUGUUUGACAUCUUAUCAUUGAUUGCUGCCAAUCAUGAUUAAUAAGCAUAUACAAAAUCUAUCGACUAGUAAUCUCCAAAACAUCAUGUGCAGCAUUUUGCCAUUCUGUAUCGUUCCCAUUCACCGUGAAACCGAAAAUACUCCAGCUCAGUUCUAUUUAAUAUACAUGAUACAGCAACGUUAGCUGUAGAGUACCAACGACUGCAAUCGCUUCAUGACACAACGAAUGAUAAACAAUUUUACUCACGUUAUCCUGCUGAAAGCUACUUCAGAUUUCCCAGAUGUGUGGGAACCCAGUUGUUUUAACGCUACCUCUGUAUGUUGGAGAGCGAAGAACAUUCUAAGAAAACUUACCGUCUUUCCCGUGGCCUACUGCAUAAUGUUGUCCUUGGCGAACCAACCUCUCUCCACCAUGUCCACUGGCCGA